Acanthopagrus latus (yellowfin seabream) is the source of this 2150-nucleotide messenger RNA. RefSeq lists its product as uncharacterized. The record is from RefSeq and is a predicted model, not a curated record. The coding region runs from base 129 to 1781 and encodes 550 amino acids. Lineage: Eukaryota; Metazoa; Chordata; Actinopteri; Spariformes; Sparidae. Gene Ontology annotation, biological process: immune response. Gene Ontology annotation, molecular function: cysteine-type endopeptidase activity. The transcript has 11 exons. Gene Ontology annotation, cellular component: lysosome.
GAGCUUGCAGCAAGUUAUUUAAUUACUGUUUUGGAGAGCUGUAGAUUGCGGAGUCAUGUGUCUUUGUGUGAGUUUUGUCUGACCCGCUUGAUUUCCUGAUUUUUUUUUCUGACCUCCCAGUUGAAACCAUGCGUCUGUACAUUGCUGUUGUUCUUCUGUUGGCUGUUGUAGCUGCAGAGGGAAAAGCAGUCCCUUCUCUUCCAAAUUUUGGGAACAGUUAUCAUGUCAAAGGAGUGAUCUCUCUGCCCUAUGCUGAAAUCAAGGAGCCAUUCGAGGGCUGGCUAGACCUUGCGGCAAAGUCCAGCCGAAUAGACUACUACCAUGGCCAAGUGUCGACAUAUCAGUUGGGGGCGGAGCAGCAGUGGGGCGUGUCCUAUAAAAUCACUCCUGAGACCACAGAGGUGGAGCAGAAUGUGAUGAAGUGUUUCCAGGUGAACGGAACAAAGGAUGAGGCGGUCACGCCGCAGACGUCGCUGCCCGAUGUGCAGGGCUUCCAGUUCCUGAGGAUGGAGUACUAUGGAGGUUCCCUGUGUGAAGUCUGGCAGAACGUGACCACUGUGGGUAACAAGAAGAACACAUACACACUGUGGGUGACGCAUUCUGAGGGAAGUGCGGAUGGUAAAGAAGAUCCUGCCGUACCCCUCCAUUAUGAGAUGAUGGGAUACAACACGCUGCUCGGGUCACAUUAUGAUAAAUACUUGGUGGACUACAAAGAGUUCAGCCCUCAUGUGGACCCAAAGGUCUUCUUGCUGCCUGAAGGGAUGAGCUGUGGGGGAUUUCCCGGUCCAGGCGUGGAGCACCACAUGUUGGCCAAUCCCAUGAAAGAUCUCAUCCACACCUCGGCGUCGGGCCACUCGCAGCGCAUGUUCGACCAUUUCAAGGACAAAUUCCAGCGUCAGUACAGCGAUGAAAGAGAACAUCAGAAAAGGGAGCACGCUUUUAUUCAUAAUCUCCGGUAUGUCCACUCCAAGAACAGAGCAGGACUGUCCUUCACUCUGGCUCUGAACUCUCUGUCAGAUCGCACCAUGUCCGAGCUUGCCACCAUGAGGGGUAGGAAAAGAGGGAAGACCCCAAACAGAGGUCUCCCCUUCCCCUCACAGAUGUUCAAAGGGGUGCAAGUACCCGAGUCACUUGACUGGAGGCUUUAUGGCGCUGUGACACCAGUGAAGGACCAGGCCAUCUGCGGCUCCUGCUGGAGCUUCGCUACCACUGGAUCAGUAGAGGGCGCUCUCUUCCUAAAGACGGGCUCCCUGCAGGUUCUUUCUCAACAGAUGCUGGUGGACUGUUCCUGGGGUUUCGGCAAUAACGGCUGUGAUGGAGGGGAGGAGUGGAGAGCGUAUGAGUGGAUCAUGAAACACGGAGGCAUCGCCACAACAGAGACUUACGGAGCCUACAUGGGAAUGAAUGGAUUUUGCCAUUUGAACUCGUCUCAGCUGACAGCAAAGAUUCAAAGCUACACCAACGUCACAUCAGGUGAUGCAGAAGCCCUGAAACUGGCGCUCUAUAAAAACGGCCCGACGGCUGUCAGCAUCGAUGCUUCACAUCGAUCAUUUGUUUUCUACAGCCAUGGCGUCUACUAUGAACCUGCUUGUGGUAACACCACUGAUGAUUUGGAUCAUGCUGUGCUUGCAGUGGGAUACGGCACCCUGAACGGGGAGCCGUACUGGUUGGUAAAGAACUCAUGGUCCACCUACUGGGGCAACGAUGGCUACAUCCUCAUGUCUAUGAAGGAUAACAACUGUGGCGUCACCACUGAUGCUACAUAUGUUACACUGGCCUAGAUUAGCCCAUUUCUGCUUUAUAUGAAUCUACGUGUUAAUGCCACUGUGUGAGUGCCUGAGGAUGAAUGACUGGAUGUGUUUAGGUGUGGUUAUCGCAUCAAACCAAGCUGCUUGCUGAUAAUAAUGUGUUGUAUGUUCCAGUUGAAUGAACAUAAUGAAUUGAGAGGCCGCACAGAAGGCGUUUGUUUUCAGACAUGGUUGGAACAGGUUUAUUGCUGGUGGGUCACAGCUACAGUGCCUUCAUUUCAGUUUUUACAAAGUUGUUUUUGUGACACAUUUUCACUUGUUCUUCAGUGUUGUGAUUUGUUGCAUUAAAAUGCACUGAGCCGGAAUCAAAAACAAUAAAGAAAAUUGGAAAGUUGCCCAUUA